AUGCCAGGCUUCCUGGUACCCAGUCCUCCGGUGAGGCUGUGUGUGGGCCUCACGUGUGUCUUGUCCCUUUGGAACACAGUGUCUGCUGUUAAAGGAGAAGCCAAGAAAGAAAAAGUCAUGACCUUCCUUCCUGCAACAGUGUCUGGCCUUGGAGGAGAAGAGAGGAAGGAAAAGGGGAUGGCUUUUCUCGAUACCACAGAGCUGCCUGCCAGGUCGGUCGAUCUGUCCGCCCUGAAUCUUACAGAGCUGGUGAAUGGAAUGCUGAGUAGAGCUUUAAAAGAUACCAAGAAGUUCUUCUCCCUGCUAAGCAUCACUUCCUACAGCUCCUUUGCCUUCUACAAGUUUUCUGUGGCCAUUUACAACAUUUCUAACCUGAAGACUGUGGACCCUGACAAAUUCCCCACCCGGUACUGUUACUGUCUGAACAACCGGACCAAUGACUUAUCAGAUUUCACAGCCCUACUGGUGGAUGUCAUUGGAAAUUCAACCAGCUACCUCACAGAGAUUUUUAAGUCAACUUCCAUCCUCUCAGUGAGCCAAACGAAUGAAUCCGACUGCAUCUUCAUCUGUGUGAUGACAGGAAAGUCAGGAAGGAAUCUUUCUGACUUCUGGGAGAUGGCGGAGAAGUCUCCUGUUAUCAACUACACGUUCACCAGCAGCAUGGCUGGUGUUCUGGGUGAGUCUACCAGGAGCACAGCCAUGACUUCAAAGCUCAUGCCCACAAGCCAGCAAAUGCUACCGAGGACAAGUCCCCUGCGCGGAGUCCAGAGCACCAGGGCAUCUGUUCUAAGAACCUCUCCAUGGACAGAGACAACUCCUCCUGCAGAGGGAGAGCAGACAAGGAACACAGAUAGGCUUGCCCAGCUUCCCACCAGGGCCACGGCCACGCAGGGCAGUGCUUCACCCACCCUCCCAUCCUUGGCUACCAGGAGGUUGGCCAGGACCCCAUGGGUGACAACGGACAGUCAGGCUCAGACUCCCACACUGCCUACGUUCUUGGCACCCGGAGGGCCUCCCUGGGAAAUGCUGUCCUCCACGCUGACAUCGCCUGCUGAGGCCACGGCCACAAGGAGCCUUUCUGGGCCUCCCUCUAGGACAGCAGCCACACUGGGCAGCUCCUCCCAGACCAGCCCAACCUCAGGACCCUCCACCCCUGGCACACAGACCCCGAGUCCGACCAAGGCACCAGCUCCAAAAUAUCCACAGACAGGGGACCUCCCUGCAGCAUGGCCACCUACUCCUGGAGAAGAGCCAGCCCUGGUCCCAGGACCCCACCACGUCUCAAGGUGUCCUCAGCUGCUCCUCAAGGAAGGGGCCAUCACAGCUGCUCCCCUCACCCUGGCCAUCCAGAAGCUCAACCCUUGCCUGAUGGAGCUGUGCCGCUUUUUCCAGCAAUGCCUCUGCAUGAGCAGGAAGAGAGACCCGAGGACGGAGGCCGUGAGGUACUGUCUUGAAUACUACUCCUGGUUUCUGAAGAAUGCCACCUACAUCUGUCAGAGGGUGAAACAGAUGCCUCACUCCCAGACCUUAAAACAAAAAUGCCUCCAGAAUAUCUGCCAGUCGGUGUGA
Nyctereutes procyonoides (raccoon dog) is the source of this 1569-nucleotide messenger RNA. It is a transcript of the gene HHLA1, whose product is annotated as HERV-H LTR-associating 1. The transcript is spliced from 16 exons. Lineage: Eukaryota; Metazoa; Chordata; Mammalia; Carnivora; Canidae. Bases 1 to 1569 code for a protein of 522 amino acids. The record is from RefSeq and is a predicted model, not a curated record.